Microthlaspi erraticum is the source of this 4020-nucleotide messenger RNA. NCBI's taxonomy places the organism in Eukaryota, Viridiplantae, Streptophyta, Magnoliopsida, Brassicales, Brassicaceae. The record is from the annotation of a GenBank genome assembly.
AUGCGGUUUAUGGGCAUUGAGCAGGGUUCGCGUUCUGUACGCGAGUAUGAUGAGGAGUUCAGCCGUCUGUUAGUGCAUGCGGGCUUUGGUAUGGAGGCUGAGCAUCAGUUGACGAACAGAUUUCUGGAGGGACUUCGCAAGGAUAUUCGGACUCUAUGCAGGAGUAGUAUGCACACUUCGAGGGCGAGUCUGGUAGAGUUGGCCGCGUCGGUUGAGGCGGAUCUUGGUGGGCCAGUUGGUCCGGUGGCUGUGCCGUCAGCAGUUGCUUCUGCUACCCAGCCUCGGGGUCAGCAUCAGCAGCCGCGGCAGCAGCAGCAGCAGCGCAGAGGUGGUUCGAGUUUCAGUUCUGGUUCUGGCAGGGGCGGUUUGCCUGCGCAGGGUCAGAAGAGGAGUAGAGAGAGUUUUCUGGUGCUAGUCAGUUUCCUCGAGGUGCUUGUUACCGUUGUGGGAGUACACGGAGCAUCGUCGAGUUGUCCCAGGAGAGAGGCGGUCAGGAUGCCAGGCGGUUCAGCCAGUAGCGGCUCAGCCAGUGAGUCAGAUCGCAGCAGUGCAGCCGCGGGUCAGAUUGCAGCGCCGCGGGGUUACUCUUCAGUGGAGACUGGCGGGACAGUCAGACCGGGCAGAUCACAGGUUCUCAACGCAAUUGAAUGUGUAGGGACCUUGUUAGUGGGCGGUUUUGAGUCCCACGUUUUAUUCGACUCUGGAGCAUCGAAUUGCUUCAUUACACCGGAGCGUGCCGAGAAGAGUGGCAUCCGGAGUAGCGCGGGCGAGAGCGCGGGCAUGGUCAAGGUGGCGGGAGGUGGAUUCUUGUCUACUUUGGGCCGUGCUAGAGGAGUCGAGAUCGAGAUUGCGGGGCAGUCAAUGCCAGCAGACUUAGUCAUCAGUCCGGUGGAGCUGUAUGACGUUAUUCUCGGGAUGGACUGGUUGUCACACUACAGAGUUCAUCUGGAUUGCUACAGAGGUAGAGUGGUCUUCGAGCGAGAUGCAGGGAGGUUGGUUUAUCAGGGAGUGAGACCGACUUCCGGGAGUAUUGUGAUAUCUGCUAUUCAGGCCGAGCAGUUGUUAGAGCGGGGCUGUGAGGCGUAUCUGGCGACGAUUUCUAUGUCUGAGUCAGGAGCUGGAGUUGUUAUGGGAGAUAUUGAGGUUGUCCAGGAUUUUGAGGAUGUCUUUCAGUCACUGAAGGGAUUACCACCAUCUCGGUCUGAUCCUUUCACGAUUGAGUUAGAGCCGGGGACAGCACCGAUAUCGAAGACGCCUUACAGGAUGGCGCCAGCUGAGUUGGCAGAGCUGAAGAAGCAGAUAGAGGACCUUUUGUCUAAGGGGUUCAUUCGACCGAGUGUUUCACCGUGGGGAGCACCGGUGUUGUUUGUGAAGAAGAAGGAUGGCAGUUUCAGACUUUGUAUCGAUUACAGAGGUCUUAACCGAGUCACUGUGAAGAACAGGUACCCACUCCCGAGGAUUGAUGAGUUGUUGGAUCAGUUGAGGGGUGCUACUUGGUUCUCCAAGAUUGACUUGGCAUCGGGGUAUCAUCAGAUCCCGAUAGAUGAGGCAGAUGUCAGGAAGACUGCUUUCAGGACGCGUUAUGGGCAUUUUGAGUUUGUGGUUAUGCCUUUCGGUUUGACUAACGCGCCGGCAGCCUUCAUGAGAUUGAUGAACGACGUGUUCAGGGAGUAUUUGGACGUGUUUGUCAUCAUUUUCAUUGAUGAUAUUCUGGUAUACUCGAGGAGUCAGGAGGAGCAUGCGACUCACUUGAGGUUGGUUCUGGAGAAGCUUCGGGAGCAGAAGCUUUUUGCUAAGUUGAGCAAGUGCAGUUUCUGGCAGCGAGAGAUGGGAUUUCUUGGCCACAUUGUUUCUGCAGAGGGAGUUUCUGUGGAUCCGGCUAAGAUUGAGGCUAUCAGAGAUUGGCCUAGACCUAGUAGUGCCACCGAGAUCAGGAGUUUUCUGGGUUUGGCAGGAUACUACAGGAGGUUCGUCAAGGGGUUUGCUACCAUGGCGCAGCCGAUGACGAAGUUGACCGGGAAGGAUGUCCCUUUUGUUUGGUCAGCUGAGUGUGAGGAGAGCUUUAGUCAGCUCAAGGAGAUGUUGACUACUACACCAGUGUUGGCGUUACCCGAGCCAGGGAAGCCUUACAUGGUGUAUACAGAUGCUUCAGGCAUUGGUCUUGGUUGUGUGCUGAUGCAGGAGGGCAGAGUGAUAGCAUAUGCUUCGAGACAGUGGCAGGGCAGUGAGCGUAACCGUCCUACACAUGACUUAGAGUUGGGAGCAGUGAUCUUCGCGUUGAAGAUUUGGAGGUCUUACUUGCUAGGUGAGACAGUACAGGUCUUCACGGAUCACAAGAGUUUGCAGCAUAUCUUCACUCAGCCGAUGAUGAACGCGAGACAGACGCGCUGGGUUGAGUUCUUGGCGGACUAUCAGGUGAGCAUUAACUACCAUCCGGGCAAGGCUAACCUAGUGGCGGACGCGUUGAGUAGACGGAGGUAUGAUUCCGCAGUUGAGCGAGAUGUGGAGUCUCUAGUUGGCGAGAUCAGUACCUUGCGUUUGUGUGCCAUUUCGCAGGAGCCUUUGGGUUUAGAGGCAGUGGAUCAGGCGGAUCUACUUAGCAGGAUCAGAGUUGCUCAGCAGAGUGAUCAGAGUUUGCUGGAUGCGACGAGAGUGACUGGUUCUGAGUAUGAGGUCUCUGCGAAUGGGACUAUCUUGGUUCGUGGGCGAGUUUGUGUGCCUAAGGAUGUGGAGUUGAGACAUCAGAUUUUGGGAGAGGCUCACGCGAGCAAGUUUUCCAUUCAUCCGGGAGCGACCAAGAUGUACCAUGACCUCAAGAGGUACUAUCAUUGGGUCGGGAUGAAGAGGGAUGUAGCAGACUGGGUUGCGAAGUGCAACACUUGUGCCUUGGUGAAGGCAGAGCAUCAGGUUCCGGGUGGUCUUUUGCAGAGUUUACCCAUUCCAGAGUGGAAGUGGGACAGGAUUACGAUGGAUUUCGUGGUUGGACUACCUGUUUCGAGGACUUUCGAUGCUAUCUGGGUGAUUGUGGAUCGGUUGACUAAGUCUGCACAUUUCUUGGCCAUCAAGAAGACAGAUGGAGCUGCUGUCUUGGCUAGGAAGUUUGUGCGAGAGAUUGUGAGGCUGCAUGGAGUGCCAGCUAGUAUUGUGUCAGACCGUGAUCCCAGAUUCACUUCAGAGUUUUGGAGGGCGUUUCAGGCAGAGAUGGGCACUAAGGUGCAUCUGAGUACAGCUUAUCAUCCGCAGACAGAUGGUCAGUCAGAGAGGACUAUUCAGACUUUGGAGGAUUUGCUGAGGAUGUGUGUGUUGGAUUGGGGUGGCCAUUGGGCAGAUCACCUGAGCUUAGUUGAGUUUGCAUACAACAACAGCUUUCAGGCGAGUAUUGGCAUGGCUCCAUUUGAGGCUUUGUAUGGGAGGCCAUGUAGGACACCCCUAUGCUGGACCCAAGUGGGGGAGCGCAGCAUGUAUGGAGCUACUUAUGUUCAGGAGACGACAGAGAAGGUUCGUGUUGUGAGGCUGAACAUGAAGGAGGCUCAGGAUAGGCAGAAGAGUUAUGCAGAUAGACGCAGACGAGAGCUUGAGUUUCAGGUUGGAGAUAGAGUUUAUCUCAAGAUGGCUAUGUUGAGGGGUCCUAACAGAUCCAUAGCAGAGAACAAGCUGAGUCCGCGAUUUAUGGGUCCGUUUCCAGUAGUGGAGCGAGUUGGGCCAUUGGCUUACAGGCUGGAGUUGCCUGAGAUUAUGAAAGCCUUUCACAAGGUUUUUCAUGUGUCGAUGCUGAGGAAGUGUCUUCACCCUACAGAGGAGUUAGUGGCUAGGAUUCCAGAGGAUCUUCAGCCAGAUUUGACAGUGCCGGCAGUGCCUGUGAGGAUUUUAGAGAGGAGGGAAAAGGUUCUGAGGAACAAGAGGAUUCCCUUACUGAGGAUUUUGUGGGAUUGCAGUGGUUCUACAGAGGAGACUUGGGAGCCAGAGGCAAAGAUGAAGUUGAAGUUCAGGAAGUGGUUCGACAAGCAGGUCGAGGAGUGA